UUUUUACUAUUUACAGAACUACAACGCACACCACCGCGAUGAGUACAGUGGCUGCCAAAGACUUUGUGACCGUCGUAUCGGUGGACGGCGGUGGCCGUGGCGGCGUUCAGCCGACCGAAGAUUCGUUUGUCACCGUACUGUCCAUUGGUGAGGACGCCGCCGCCGACGGUUCGACCUACACCGCCGCCGAAGAAGUACUUGUCUACCGCCUGCCCGGCGAGCGUUUGGGCUUCGGUUUGCGGUUCGACGGCGUGGACACGUGCAACCGGCUGUUCGUCCAGUCAUGCGCCGAUGGCAGCCCGGCGUCCCGCACUCAGGCGUCGUGGGGACCACUGGCCGCCGGCGACGAGAUCGUUCGAAUCAAUGGUCGGCCGGUGAACAGGCUGAGCCGCGACGAUUGCGUCCGAUGUCUCAAGGAGUCCGGGCUGGUUGUCAAGCUGCAUAUGGUCGACGGCCGGCUGGCCAUAAAGGCACCGCCGCCCGUGCCUCCCCGGAAACAGAAGAAACCGGAACCGCCCCCGCCGAUUGCAUCGUCCACCCUAUACACGGACGCCGUUGAAAGGUUAUUCGUUUACCACGGUGAAUCGGAAUCGGACGACACCAACAGCAGCGUUUCUACAGUGGUGUCCAAAUGUCCUGCUGAAUUAUCCGUUGGCGAAGACUGCGCCGGUGGCGACGGCAUGAUCAGUGGCGGCAGCGACAAAAACUGCGUGCUGGACAGGGUGCUAGAGCCGUUCAUGCAGCUAGAACGGGAGUUUUCAUCGAGCGCGACCAUUGGCGACGAUGUGGGCCUAUACGAGAAGCUGGUGGCCGUGGCCGAAGAGGACCGGCUGCCACCCAAACCACUGCCUCGGAAGGAAGUGCGGCCGCCCAAGAAAAAGCCGCCACCGCCUCCACCACCGCUUCCGUCUUCGCCACCACCACCCGCUUACCGGUUGCCGCCAAGGCUUGUCGAUUUCGUGCACAAAGACGAACCGACACAAACAGUCGUCGACGCAGCCACUGUAGCCGGUGACGAUGUCUACGCCAACGAGAAUGACGAUGACCACGACGACGACGUUUUCGCAAUUGUCGCCAAUGGGUUUUAUCAGCCAUCGAGUGACGACGAAAUAAUAAUGGCAGAUCAACACGAUCCGAUAAAAGAGUGUGACGCGACUCCGGACCUGACAUCGUGCUCCGCACCAGACCUUCCAUCCAGUGGUGGAGGCGAACCGACGACAAUGAAGUCGUCGCAUUCAGCGGCCGUAGAGUCAUGUGGCAGGACGGACUCAGAAGGUUCGAGAAACUUUGUUACGACGAUGACACUGAGAAGACCCAAUUCCGGCAGAACGGACGAGGUGUGCAACCGAAGCGUACGUGAUAAAAUAGCGAUGUUUUCGCAGGCCACGGUUACGGCGACGGGCGGCGAGAAAAAAGAUUUGUUAUCGUCGUCGUCGUCGUCAGCUUACUCGACGGCGUCUACAGAUUCGUCACCGGCAACAUCACCAAAGGCUGUAGUCUACAGCACUCUGCCACGCAAACCACCACCGCAACAACAAGAGCAACGACAUCAACAACAACAACAUCAACAACAACAACAACAAAAACAGCAACAGUAUCUAGCCAUGGCGCGACCACCGUGGGGUACACCAGUGCUGCAGGCUGCCGACCACCGGCGGUCGCAAAGUCUCGUCGAACAGCCGUAUAGCAAGUACUUCAACACGAUGAACGCGUACGCGGAAAUGGGACGGUCGUCGCUGAACGCUCUCAUCGAACAGCGCCGGCGGAGCAUGUCCAAGCUCAGAGGACUGGUGAUACCGGAAAAAGUGGUGCCAGGGUCCGGAAGUGGUUUUAUCGGCGUUGACGGGGACAGCACAAAUGGUGGUGGCGCUGACGAGUUGCAUCUGCACCCGGCCGCGAUUCCCGACUUGCCGCUGGUGAUCAAAAUUCCGCUGUCGGAAAACGAUGAUGAUACCGACUCCGCGGUGUUGUGUCCACCCACUAAGUCAUACGUUAACGAACCGGUGAUGGGUACGGUGACCAGGCGUGCUAACCCGGUGUUGCGGCAGUCAUUCGUGGUCGUCCCCGUCCUCACGCCCGCACCCGUGACGGAUCAGCGGCGUCCGUCGUCUGCGUCUAGUUCACCGUCGUCGUCAUCGUCUUCUUCGUCUACAUCAUCAUCGUUGAACUCAAGCCGAGAGGAGCUAAGGCACAUACAUGACGAACGACCACUAUCUUCUGUUAAGUCGUCUAAUAAAGGCUCGUUCAAAGCGGAUAGCGACGAAGACUCGGCCCUCAGUUCUAGUCGCUCGAGCACGUCACUCCAACAGUAUUCGCCAGCUUCGUCACCACCACCUCAGUCACAGCAGCAGCCGCCGCCACUACCAUCGUCGUCACCACCGCCUCCUACCACAAACGCGACAGUCAACUACGGUGGCCCACCUGCGUGUGAUAUCGGAAAACGUGUACUGAAAGCCGAAAGCGUGGAGGCCAUCAACCGGAAGAACGUCCUCUGCUCAGCCAGGAUCAGCAGCGGCAAACCGGAACCCCAGCCAGUGUCACCGUCAUCCCCGGCCAACAACUACGCAUGCAAGACCGAAUACUCGCCGAACCUCCAACACUACCACCAGCAUAAUCACCAGCAACAUUCGGACGGGCCAGCAUUGAAAUCCGCCAAGUCCGGGCUGACGUUCGCAACCGGAACCGCGAUCGUCAAUAGGUACACGCACAACCGGAUGUCAUCCGUGGAGUCGACAACAAGUGACGAUUCGUCCAUGCAAUACGCAGUCAACGCUGAACCGUUCGGUAGCAUCAGUUCGCUGGCGUCGUCUACCAGUCUGAUUUCGCAACAAGAACUCCAACAGCUCAUCGACGAGGCCAAUCAAACGCUGGAAGAGAACAACAGUGGUUGUUACGGUACCUCUACGGCUGCCACGAUUCCACCGCACUCGGUCGAAGUGACCGUCGUCAUCUUACACCGGGACAUGGCCACCAGUAGCGUAGGCAUCACAUUGGCCGGUGGUGCCGACUAUGAAACGAAAGAAAUAACGGUGUAUAAAGUAUUGACUGGAAGUCCGGCGGAUAAAGACGGCCGCAUACGAAAAGGCGACCGCAUAUUAUCAAUAAACGGCAAAAGUAUGAAAGGAAUCACGCAUCGAGAAUCAUUGGCAAUACUAAAAGCACCUAGGUCUGAAGUAGUAUUGGUAAUAUCUAGGUGCAAGUCGGACAUGAUCAAUGAAUCCGUUGGGUUACAUCAAUCUGCUGAUCUAUUGACUUCGACCAAAAAUGAAGUCAUUGCAAAUAGAGUAUUUGGACCAUUAACUAAAAUAGUAUUAUCAAAAGACGGUUCUGGUUUAGGCUUUAGCUUAGAAGGUGGAAAGAAUUCACCAACUGGUGACCAACCUUUAACAGUGAAAAAGAUAUUCACAGGUGGAUGUGCAGAGCAGUGUGGACAAAUAUUAGCUGGAGAUGAAUUGGUUUCAGUGAACGAUAUAGAUGUGACUGGAAUGUCGCGUACCGAAGCAUGGAAUUUGAUGAAGAGGCUAGUAAACGGAACUGUUACACUCUGUAUACGACAUGUAGUCUAAAUACUAUUAUACUAGCAUAUAAUAUUUUUAUUGUAUGAACAAUCUAAAAUUAUAUAUUGUAUCUUUAAUUUAUAUCUAACUUUAAAAAAUGAUUUAUAGAGAAUUUGUUAUAUUGAUUGGCAAUAAAGUUUUUUUUACCAUCUUUGUAAAAUACAAUUUUAAUAAUUAUUUAAUAAAAAUAUAACUUAACUAUUGUAUAAAA
This is a messenger RNA of Acyrthosiphon pisum (pea aphid), 3768 nucleotides long. It is a transcript of the gene bbg, whose product is annotated as PDZ domain-containing protein big bang. The record is from RefSeq and is a predicted model, not a curated record. Lineage: Eukaryota; Metazoa; Arthropoda; Insecta; Hemiptera; Aphididae. The coding region runs from base 39 to 3566 and encodes 1175 amino acids. The transcript is spliced from 8 exons. Gene Ontology annotation, molecular function: protein binding.